Pelagomonas calceolata is the source of this 1417-nucleotide messenger RNA. The record is from the annotation of a GenBank genome assembly. Lineage: Eukaryota; Pelagophyceae; Pelagomonadales; Pelagomonadaceae.
GUGCUUGCUAGUGUCUUACAGGCCGCUAGCUCUCGCGCAAUUUGCGGCGGCCGCGAGGUAUUGCUAGCCAGUUGGCCCUCGAAAUCACGCGUCGCGUCCUCUGAACUACUCUCUCUUGAACGAUGCUCGCUCUCGACUACGCCUCGCAAUGGCAAGUCGCGCUAGCAUGCUCCGUGGCUUGCGCCCUGGUCUGCGAGACGAUUGGCGUCGCGUUCGCGCGCUGGACGGCCAAGCAGCCGUGGUGGGAGCGCGCGCUCCCGAUCAUGCGCCAGACGUGCUAUAACUUCGGCUCCACUCAGUGCGUAAAUCAAAUCGUUGCGGCGCGUCUCGCCUCCACGCCAUCGACGCGACUCACUGAUCGAUUCGCGCGCAGGCUUCUCCAAGGAGCCGUCGCCGGAGUUCCCCGACGGCACGUCCGACGCGAUCGUCCUCGACCUCUGGAGCGCCGUCAACGCGCACGUCGUCGUCCAUUUUGUGUGUGGCGGGCUCAUGAUACCCGUGAUCGUGGCGGGCGCCUGGGCCGCGGCGACGCCGUUCGCCCGGAACGCGUUCAUUCUGGGUACGCUCUGCGACGUGGGCUUCGACCUCUACCACGGGUGCCGCGUCGCGACGGCGACGUUCGCGAGCCGCGACUUCCUGGGCCGCCUCGGCUGGGAGAAGAACCCCGCGGCGAUGAUGGUGCUCACGGUCCUCCACCACACGCUGUCCGUGUCCAUGGUGAUCCCGAUGAACCACGCCUAUAUCGAGUUGGACGACUACCGCUUCAUAUGUUUUUCUCUGCUGUUCGCGGCGGCGGUCUGCUUUUCAUUGAAUAGCUACAAGAUGACGCUCGACGUGACGGUUCGCGGCGACUUCAUGGUGUUUAAGGUGAUUACCGUGAUUCAGCUUGCGACGGUCCGUGUGAAAAGCAACCGCUAGUCGCGCUCGUCGAUGGCGUGGGGGCUGACCCGGUCGAUCGCACAGGUGACGAUCUUCUACACGCGCAUCUGGAACUGGUUCCAGGCGGUCUACCGCAUCUGCCGGCACUUCUCCGCUGCAGGCGACGUGGCGUUCUACCGCGGGGGCCUGGUCUGCGCCGGGUUCAUGACCGUGUUCAACCUUGCCCUCAUGAACGACGCCGUCGAAACGUUCAUCAAGUGGAUCCCGAAGCCUCUACCUACUCCGACGACGCGCGGCGACACGCAGAAAUUGGUGAGGGAGCUGUCGCGGUCCUGCUCGCUCGGCUCCGAGCUGUCGCUCUCCGGCCGGAAACCGGGCCGCUUCCGCGCCGCCGCGCGCCGUAUCAUCGCCGAGAAGCGCCUUUCCACCGUGGACUCGGACCCGUCGGGGUCGCGGAAGGAGGACUAGUCACCUGCUCAUCCUUACCCGCGAAAACUAAUUUAGAUAGCGCUCCUUACACGCCACUAUAACUAGCGCC